AAUCAACCCCUGGUAAAUUUAUAUGUCGGAAGUACGUUGAAUAUAAACAAUUUAAAUUCAAGUUUUGUCGAAAUAAUUGGUGAUUUAUUCAAGGGUACUGAUAAAACUAAAUAUAUUAAAAAAAGUUAUUAUCCCGAACAUUAUCGUGGGAUCACAAUUUUAAAAGAUCCGUGUUUGUCACUAGAAUCAUUCAAGUUAUAUAAUUAUUUAAAAAUUAAUAUUAAUAACAAUGGAGAAUAUUCAACUUACGACACAAAAAUAUCAAAUGACAUAAAUUUUGGUAUCCCUCGUGCUUUCAUGCGUAAUAAUUAUUUUUAUGGUGUAAUCGAAAUUUGUCGUAUUAAAAAAAUCGAUGACUUAAAUAUUAAAGUUAUUGAUGAACAUGAUUUUUUUAAUAUGGAUACAGGUAUGAAUUAUAAUAUUUUACUAAAUACAACAGCAAUUUUUCAUCUUAGAAAAAAUAGAGAAACACAUUACGUAUCAUCUAUAACCACCGGAAACUGUUUUUAUCAAGUAAAAAUUUUGUUUAUUAUAGAAUCAUAGUCGAAUUUCAUUGUCUGAUCCCAUUGACUCUAAACUUCCCCUCAAUCUUGGUUCUCACUACAAGCUACGUUGUCUCCCACCUAGUGCUACACAUUUUUAUUUGAUUAUGUAUGUUUAUAAAUGCAUAUUUAUGUAGAUAUAAAAGUAGAUGCGAGUAGUUUACUCUUUAAAGGAGAAGAGAGAUUCGAUAAGUCUGAAUUUACAGAAAAUUUCCUCUUCUUCAUCAACUAGCUGUCAGACAAUGGAAUUCUACUGUACAGACAAAAAUAUAUUCUUUAUCAUUAUUAACCAAUUCUAUAUUGUUUUUAAUCACAGGUUUAUGUAAAUAAUGGAAAAUUAUGCAACGGCAAGAGUUAUUAUUUUGACAUUGACAAGAUAAAUAAUUUUUUUGAAUUUCCUUUGUACAAAAGUCAUUUAAUAACUGCUAGUAGAGCAAAAUCUAUUAGAAAUUGGAGAAAACAUUAUGGUUUUUCAAAUAAUAUCAACUAUUCACUACACAACUUUAAUGAUUUGACACCAAACGAUCAGUUAGAUAUUAUAAACCGUCUUGGAAAUGACGUCAUAAUAAACCUUGAACUAAAACCACUCCUCGAACUACCAAAAACAGAAAAAAAACACAAAAAAUUACAAGCAGACCACUAUGAAAGAUUGGCCAGUUUGAGAGCAGGCGAUAUUAUAAACAUAAAUGAACUAAGAAAAGUAAAUUCGCGAUUGAAAGUAAAUAGCGUAGAUGUCAGCUUUUAUGGAAAUGCAAAAAUGCCUAUUUUAAAGAGUAAUUACACAAAUUGUUAUGAAUACAAUGAAACUAACGGAAUUUAUUUGCAACCGAUAAACUAUACGUCACGCUAUGGAUCUCAGAUAGUCUCCGAUAAAAUAAACCUUUUUGAAGAAAUAAUUAAACGCAAAUACUACGGAGUAAAUCGAAUAUACUUGAAUGAAAAUUAUAAGUGCCUAAAAGUAACUAUUUGUUCCGAAAUUGUAAGGAGAAAAGUAAAAAUUGAACUUUUGAACGAAAAAUCAAAAAAUGACAUUUUUGUGAACGAGAAUAUUAUACUCGGAUUAAAUAAUUAUGAUAAAACGCACUACGUUGCCAAAACUGAACGGGGACAAUGUUUGUUUCAGGCUCUAAUUUAUCCCGCGGAAGCUGGCAAUCAUGAUGAGACGAAACUUUUGACUCCUGUGUACACAGGAAAAAUAUUAUCAGCCAAUAAUAAUAAUACUCUGGAAAAUUUGGUACAAAAACGUCUUAAUGACAAUGGAAAAGAUUUUUGGACUAUGAAAGAUGAGCCAAUAGACAUGUUAUUUAUAUUAAAUGAAUUUCGUUACAAUUAUAAGACUAAUAUAAAUAUUUUUUUGAAGAAGACGUACUAAAUGUUCAAUAACUAAUAAUAAAAAUAAAGUUGACAAGAUUUUCAGUAUAUGUACUUGUUAUUACCUUCAA
Molecule: messenger RNA, 1984 nt
Organism: Microplitis mediator
Lineage: Eukaryota; Metazoa; Arthropoda; Insecta; Hymenoptera; Braconidae
Exons: 2
Coding region: 1300-1914 (204 amino acids)
Source: RefSeq, a predicted model, not a curated record